Molecule: messenger RNA, 927 nt
Organism: Rhinocladiella mackenziei CBS 650.93
Lineage: Eukaryota; Fungi; Ascomycota; Eurotiomycetes; Chaetothyriales; Herpotrichiellaceae
Exons: 4
Coding region: 1-927 (308 amino acids)
Cellular component (GO): peroxisome
Source: RefSeq, a predicted model, not a curated record
AUGUCUGGUCCAGGUGUUGGCUACGAAUAUCCCCGAACAGAUGUCUCCUGGUUAAAGCGAGACGUACUCUUGUUCGCAGUGAGCAUUGGUUGCACUGUGGAUGAAUUGCACUUCAUCUAUGAACUGCACCCCAAUUUCGCCGUCUUUCCCACCUAUUCAAUUAUCCUUCCCUUCAAGAAGACCUCGCAAGAGGUGAUCGACUUCUACGCCGCCCAGGCAAGCAACCCUAUUCCCGGUGUUCCCAAGCUUGACUCUAGGAGAGUGGUCGACGGUCAACGCCUGAUCCAAUUCCUCAAACCUCUCCCUCCGACAUCGGAGGGCAGAAAAUUUGAGCUGCGAUCCAAGGUUCUCGGUGUGUAUGACAAAGGCAAGCCAGGCACAGUCGUCGAGACUGAGCAGACCAUUGUGGACAAAGAGACUGGUGAAGUUUACACACGGGCUGUCGGGAGUGGGUUUUUCGUCGGCCAGGGAGGAUGGGGUGGACCCAAGGGGCCGGCGACCGUCAACUACCCGCCACCGAAAGGCAGAGAGAAGAGCCCAGAUGCGGUGAGCGAAACACAAUUAACUGCCGAGACUGCGCAUCUGUACCGACUUAAUGGUGACUAUAACCCUCUCCACGCAACACCCGAACCAGGUCAGAAGAUGGGCUUUGGCGGCACCAUCAUGCACGGCUUGUUCAGUUGGAACACCGCGGCACAUGCGUUGUUGAAAGAGCUGGGCGGAAGCAAUCCGGCCAACAUGAAGGAGUUCCAAGCCCGAUUUGCAGCACCGGUCAAGCCGGGUGAUAAACUUACCACCGAGAUUUGGAGGACGGGCGAGUAUAAGGAAGGAUGGGAAGAAGUCCGAUUCGUGACGAAAGUGAAUGGAAAGACUGUUUUAAGCAAUGGGCGAGCAUUGAUGAAGUGCGUUGGGAGGAGCAAGCUUUGA